CCGAGAUGGAGAAAACUUCACCCAAACUCUUCAGUUUAUGGAUUUAUUGUGUAAUUGUAUUCUUAACUGAUGCUGGACUAGGCUCCAACAUCUGUACUUCUCGAGGAGCUAGCACAUGUCAGCAGUGCCUGGCAGUGCAUCCUACCUGUGCCUGGUGUUUUCAAGAGGAUUUUGGACAAGAUGUAGCUGGUUCCUCCCGAUGUGACCUGAAGAAGAACCUUAUAGAGGCAGGAUGCAGGAAAGAAGCUCUGGAGUAUCCCACCAGCAAAAUGCAUGUGACAGAGAACAAAGAUCUCAGUGACAAGGCCUCGGGAUCCACCACCGACGUCACCCAAAUCCAACCUCAAAGCAUGCACAUCUCUCUGAGACCCGAUGAUUCCCAGGUCUUCACACUGAAGGUCCGUCAGGUUGAGGACUACCCUGUGGACUUGUAUUAUCUGAUGGACUUGUCCUACUCCAUGAAUGACGACCUGUCUCAGCUGCGACGUCUGGGGCGAGGCCUGGCUGAAGAGAUGAGUAAAACCACCAGCAAUCUACGCAUGGGCUUUGGGGCUUUUGUGGAUAAACCCGUGUCCCCGUACAUGUACAUCUCACCUCAAGAAGCCGUGUUAAAUCCCUGUUACUCGAUCCCAUACAAAUGCCAGCCUCAGUUUGGCUACAGACACGUUCUGUCUCUGACGGAGGAGGUCAGCCGCUUUACAGAGGAAGUGAAGAAACAGAAGGUGUCUCGGAACAGGGACGCCCCAGAGGGAGGCUUUGACGCCAUUAUACAGGCAGCUGUGUGCAAGGAGAAAAUUGGUUGGAGACCAGGCGCAUCUCACUUACUGGUUUUCACCACAGAUGCCAAGACACACGUGGCACUCGAUGGGCGCCUGGCGGGCAUUGUACGACCCAAUGACGGCCAAUGUUAUGUGGGCACAGAUAACGUCUACAAUAUGUCUACAACUAUGGCCCUUGAGGGUGUGGGCAGAGGAGAGGAUGAUGCUGGUCAGGUGUUCACUUAUGUCGCAGUCUCGCUGUUCCUUUCUUUGCCAUUGCAGGUCGUUGGCUGCUUGGAGCUGAAGGAUGUCCAUUACAGUGCUCUGCUAAGUUUCCAGGUGGUCCUGGUGAGCUGGCAGGGCUGGAUGUCUGUGGAAUGUCUGCGACAUACUGGCACACUUGUGGGAACACCAGAGAGAGAAAGGGGCAAGACAAAUGCAAUAGCUGUGACUAGCCAUGUGGAAUCACUCUAUAAGAACUACAGUGAGCUGAUCCCUGGCACUGCAGUGGGCACGCUUUCCGAGGACUCUCAUAACGUCAUCCAGCUGAUUCAAGAUGCAUAUGCUAAACUGCGUUCUAAGGUUGAGCUGGAGCUCUUGAAUGUCCCGGAAGAGCUCAGUCUGACAUUUAAUGCCACAUGUCUCAAUGGAGAGGUCAUCCCUGGGCUAAGAUCUUGCUCUGGCCUCAAAAGAGGAGACACCGUGUCCUUCAGUGUAGAAGCCCGGGCCAGGGGCUGUCCUAAAGAGAAGCGCAAGACCUUCACCAUAAAAUCGGUGGGCUUCAAAGACACCUUGCAGAUCACAGUCAACUUUGAGUGUGAGUGUAAAUGCCAAGCUAAGGCGGAGCCAGACAGUCCCAUCUGUCACCACGGCAACGGCACCUACGAGUGUGGUAUCUGCCUGUGCAACCCGGGACGGUUGGGUCCUAGGUGUGAGUGUGCAGAGGGGGACUACAGCCCCACCGAGCAGGACGCCUGCACCGGGCCAGACAAAGUGGUCUGCAGUGGCCGUGGAGACUGUGUGUGCGGCCAGUGCGUGUGCCACAAUAAUGAUUUCGGCAAGGUGUGGGGGAAAAGGUGUGAGUGUGACGAUUUCAGCUGCCUGCGGUACAAAGGAGAGCUCUGCUCAGGUCAUGGCACUUGUUCCUGUGGGUUUUGCCAGUGUGAUCCAGACUGGAAGGGGGAGAACUGCAACUGUUCUACUCGUACAGACACCUGUAUGUCCAGUUUGGGGCUGUUGUGCAGCGGUCGUGGUCAGUGUGUGUGUGGGAGCUGUGAAUGCACUCAGCCCGGGGCCUACGGCUCCACCUGCGACAAAUGCCCCACCUGCCCUGAUGCCUGUACCUUGAAGAAGGACUGUGUAGAGUGUAAGCACUUCAAGAGAGGGAAACUCUUUGAUGAUGACACCUGUACUCGAAUAUGCAGAGAUGAAAUCAGAUUGGUGGAUGAUUUCGUGUUCCAUGAUAAGAAUGCAGUGAAUUGCACCUAUAAGGAUGAGGACGACUGCGUGCAAAGGUUUCAGUACCAUGAGGACAACAGUGGCAAAUCCAUCUUGUCUCUGGUCAAAGAGCCGGACUGCCCUAAAGGCCCUGAUAUCUUGGUGGUGCUCCUGUCAGUAGCUGGUGCCAUUUUGUUCUUGGGUCUGGCCGCCCUGCUUAUCUGGAAACUGCUUAUCACCAUCCAUGAUCGGCGUGAAUUUGCUAAGUUCGAGGAGGAGCGGGCAUGUGCCAAGUGGGAAACGGGCCACAACCCCCUCUACAAAGGUGCCACAUCAACAUUCACAAACAUCACAUACCGAGGCAAGGACUGACCGCAGAGAGCAGAGGAAGAAUUGGACAUCGCUAACAGACGGUGUUCAUAUUUUAAAAGGUUUAAAAGUAUUAAUUGUUUUGUAAAAUUGAAUAUGCAAAUUGAACACGAUCAGGAAGGGUUGUACAUAUUUUGUUGUUGUACAUAUGUAAAGUCAAAACUGGCAUAAUCCCUCUGUGGAAGUCUUUCUGUUUGUCACUGAAUGAAUGUUAAACUUUACAUUUGCUUCCUACACGUCUGUAUUUGUCAGCAGCACAGUGCUUGGAGAGAUAGCUUCACACUGUAGUGACACACGUCAAGCCAUUUCCUCCCUCUCCCCGCUCCGUCACUCUGUGUAGUGGCAGAUAUGAAUGAUAAAAAUCUUUCCAACUACUGAUGGCCUCUGGUAACACUGAAUCCCUCAUCAUGAGCAAGAAAUGCUCUUAAUAUAAGCUUCACUGUUGUUAUAGCUUUAUUAAUAUUAUGCAACUACUAGUGGUAGCUUUAUCACACUGGCCUUUAGUACACAAUUUUGGUAUGGGUUCACAAAUCCAAGUGCUGUAUAAAAAUGUGCGAACGUUGUCUGUCGCCAUAAUUUUUUACAAAAUGUGUGCCAAAAAUAGACAAAUUUUUAUUAUUUGUCUGGCAGAAUGACCUUAAAAGUCAAAAAGCCCUUCUCAGCUCAAGUGCAAAAAAGUAACAGUGCCCUCCAAUGGGAAAUAUAUGAACGUCUGGAUUUUGUGUUUAGGUGCUGUCAGACUCAGACCAUUUUUAGUAUGUGGUGAUUAAUAGUUAGAAAUAACAAAAUAUUUGUCAAAUUAUUUCUUUGAGAAAAAAAAUUGUGGUAUAUUUAAGGGAAAUAUCAUUACCUGUCCUAAUAUCUAGC
Messenger RNA from Sinocyclocheilus rhinocerous, 3431 nucleotides. RefSeq names its product integrin beta-3-like. Gene Ontology annotation, molecular function: fibrinogen binding; fibronectin binding; integrin binding. Gene Ontology annotation, biological process: integrin-mediated signaling pathway; cell migration; platelet aggregation. The record is from RefSeq and is a predicted model, not a curated record. The transcript is spliced from 16 exons. Gene Ontology annotation, cellular component: integrin complex; synapse; cell surface. NCBI's taxonomy places the organism in Eukaryota, Metazoa, Chordata, Actinopteri, Cypriniformes, Cyprinidae. Bases 6 to 2567 code for a protein of 853 amino acids.